Messenger RNA from Plasmodium cynomolgi strain B, 948 nucleotides. Its product is annotated as CYIR protein. Lineage: Eukaryota; Apicomplexa; Aconoidasida; Haemosporida; Plasmodiidae. The record is from RefSeq and is a predicted model, not a curated record. The annotation marks the transcript as partial. The transcript has a single exon.
UACCAAGUUCAAGAAGAAUGUUGUCAUUGGGGUGCAUCAUUUUGUCCUGAUUAUUUUUUGAAUUGUAAUGAUGUGUAUAAUCCAAGUAGACUGUUAUCGUUAUUGAAAUAUUAUGACGAAGAAGCUUGUAAAGUAGGAACAGAAGAUUCAUAUGAAACAGCUGAACUAAAUGUUUCUCCGCCUUCUAAAGGACGAGUUGACAUGUAUAUUAAAUAUUUAAAAUGUGCUGAAGUUACGGAAGAAAAUUUUAAAGGAACAGCAAUUGUAUGCCAGCAACCCGGAUACCGCCCCCACUUAAGUAACUCAUUAAUGGAUAUGAAACGCAAGGGUAAAACGAUACAUAGUAAUUCAAAUCGACCAAUCCACCAAUUAAAAAUCAAUGAAAAACCAGUAAAUGUCGUUUUAAUCUCCAAUCAAGAUUACAAUUAUUAUGUGACGAACUCUGACAUGUCUACCCCUGAAGGCAUUUAUACCUUGUUUCCUGAAAUUACAGGAAAUGAACGUGAUGACUAUGAGAAUGAAGGAAAAGAAGAUUGCACAAAAAAAAAUUUACCAGAAUAUAUGAAAUUAUAUUGUGAAAGAUCCAGAGAAAAUAGAGAAUAUCUCAAUAAAUUUGAAUACAAAAAUGAAUCCACAGUUGAUAUAACUGAUAAAAUCCCUGCGUUAGAUGAUGAACCUUUAAGUACUUCAUUUUUUACAGUUGAAUUAUUAAAAAAACUUCCUUUCCGUGCAUCUAUAAUGGUUAUACUAUUAUUAUUAGUAAUUAUGGUUUUUUUCCUAUACUAUAAAGUAAAAAAUAAUUCCUCUUUAAUAUAUAAACAUUUUCUAUCAUUAUUUUUUAUUAAUUUUUAUGAGCUGUUUUAUUAUGAAAAUUGUAAUUUAUUAUCUUAUAUAUAUAUUUUUGCUUUUUCUUUUUAUACUAGUUUACCCCCUUCGGAAGUUGGUUAA